Aricia agestis (brown argus) is the source of this 409-nucleotide messenger RNA. Its product is annotated as ejaculatory bulb-specific protein 3-like. The transcript has 2 exons. Bases 29 to 394 code for a protein of 121 amino acids. The record is from RefSeq and is a predicted model, not a curated record. NCBI's taxonomy places the organism in Eukaryota, Metazoa, Arthropoda, Insecta, Lepidoptera, Lycaenidae.
CACAGUGCCAUUUUGGAGGUCGAUCGAAAUGAAGUGGAUAAUACUGUCAAUGUGCGUCGUCGCCUGCACAGCCGACUUCUACGCAAUCCCGAAGGACGACCACACGGUGGACGCUCUGCGAAGGGACCUGCCGGAGCUGAAGCGACGACUGGCCUGCUAUAUCGACGAGGGGCCCUGCUCGCCCAUGGCUGAGGCGUACAAAAAUAUAGCUGAGGAUAUGGUGCUGACGAAAUGUGCGAAGUGCUCGCCGGAGCUGCUGGAGCUGUGUCGGGCGUUCCUCGAAGCCAGCAGGGAGGCGUUCCCGAGAGAGUACAGCUUGCUGCGUAUGAAGUACGACCCUACUGACUCAUACUUCGACGCCCUGGAGAACACAGUCGGAUGCAGCAGGCACUAGACCCCGAAUAAUCAC